CUAGUGACUGACAGCAAGUGUUUGUGUUUAUGGGUUUUCUAGAGAGAAUUUAUAAACAUUUUUUUACCGAGAUAAUAGGCGUUAGACUAUGCUACAAUAACCUACUUUAAUCUUUCCCUUGCCUCAAGACUUUAAAUCAUCACGAUGCAUUUCUCUAUCCCCGAUUGUCAGGAAUUGAAGGAAGAUAGUAGUUCCUCAUCUUACACGGGAUACAAUAUUCACAUAAAUGGAUUAUAUCAUUGCACAGUUAGAUACAGACAGCUGCACAACCUUCAUGAGCAACUUAAGAGGAUUCACGAUCCUCCUAAUGUCCCUGUGUUCCCUCCAAAAAAGUUUUUACCAUUGUCCUCUCACCAAUUAGAGGAAAGACGAUGUCACUUGGAAAAAUAUAUUCAAAUCGUUGGACAAACACCUCAUCUUGCAAACACCGAUGUCUUCACUGGGUUUUUACUAUCAGCACAACUUGAAUCCAGUGGAGAAAAAAACAAGGAGAUAUCAUUGGAAGUUUUCUUAAUGAAUAACCUAAAGCUUACCGUAACAUGUAAUGUGAACGAAAGUUCAAGUCAGAUACUGGAGAAAAUAUGUGGGAAACUUAGUUUACCAAUUACAUACAUGUACUACUUCGCCCUCUUCCUGAUAAAUCGAGAUGAUGACGGAGAUAUAACAAUUUUACGUAAGCUACAAGACUUUGAAUCACCCUACAUAUCACAAAAGACUUAUAAGGAUCCCACUACACUAGUUAUCAGAAAAAGUUACUGGGACCCUGUAUAUGAUGAAGAGUUGAUGGGAGAUAAGAUAGCUUUGAACCUCCUGUACACACAGACACUGGCUGAGAUGGAGAGAGGCUGGAUAUUGUGUACCAGGGACACCCAGGCUCAGCUGGCAUCUCUGCAGGCUAGAGGAGCUAAGAAACAGUACUUGGAGAUUGCCAGAAACCUCAAGUACUAUGGCUACACACAGUUCCUGCCCUGCACAUGUAACUACCCAGACCCAGGCACAGCAUGUGUGGUGAGCGCAGGAUACAAGGAGUUGUGUCUCCGGGUCAAGCUAGACGGUGGCGACACUCGGGAAGGAGCGUUCAAGGUCACACGCAUGAAGUGCUGGCGAAUCACCAUACACAAUGACACUGAGGAGCCACAGUUGGAACUGUCGUUUGAGUACCUGAUUGCCAAGGAGCAACUUCAGUGGAUCAGAAUCUUCAGUGACCAAGCCAUUUUGAUGUCUGUGUGUCUGCAAUCCAUGGUUGACGAAUUGUUGCUGAAGAAAGUGGGUGCUAAGAUCAAACAGCCCACCAUAAAAGCCAAGAACGGAUGCUACAACUAUAUGAAGAGAGACGGUAGCAAUCAUCAGAUCAGUGUUAGCCAGUCCAGUUCAUUUGACUGCCUCACCAGUCCAACUAAUGGCCAUGCCAAUUCUCCAACGAGGAGUAAUGAACCGUCAUUAUCCAUGAGGAAAUUGUCGGAAAAGCUUACCUCGGUAAGUCUGAAGAACAAGACUCAGCCGUUGGUGGAGAAUGAUGCUUUUGAGGGCAUCGGAGAUGAGGAUCUUUAAUCUCUAGAUAAUUCUCUUGCUCAUUCUUAUGCAUUUACUUUACAUUGACUAUACAGUAAAACUCUUUGCAGUUUUUUUCAAGACCAAUAAUGAAUGCUCACUUUCCUACAAAUGCAAACCUUCCUCUCCAUUUUAUUUGGCGUUUUUCUAUGCCAUUGGAAUUUUUUACUUUUUUGUAAGGAAAAACAGUGUAAACUCUGGUUUUGUUACUCUACUUUUUGUUUGGUAGCUUCAUCAAUUAAAAUUAAAAGCCUGAUUGUAAAUUGCAUCUGGGUACUUUUCUUUAAAAUAUUUUACACAAUGCACUUGAUUACUGCUUUACAGCUAAAAGAGCUGUUUUGGUGAUUUGGAAAUAAAGUGAAAUGCCUUUUUAUAUAGAUUUUGCACAACAUUUUUAAACAUCAUUAAUGUCAAUAGCCUCAAUUUGUAUUUGGUUACAUUCAGUGGUUUAUUAGAAAAGAAACACUAGUUUUUUUCUUAAUUUCUUUAAAUUCUUUUAAAAUCUCUUCCCCUGUUUCUUGACAAGCAAUCUCAGGAUGUUAUACAACCCCUAUUUAAGGCAGUAACUUUAUUAACCCUGCAAUCAAUAUAUAUUUGUUUUAAAAUUAUUCAUAUGGAAAAUUAUAAGUCUAUGGAUAUUGUUACAUUUUCUGUCAAUUCUAGGAUGUCUUGUGUAACGUGUUUAUGAAAGAAUAAAUUGGAACUCUUUUUAUUUUCAUCAAACUGGAACCAACUAAAAUUCACUUGAAAUUAAUUAACUUUUUUAGUCUGGAAUAUUAGUUUAUUAAUAAUUGUCAGAUAAAACCCCAAGACACACUUUGACUGUCUGUUGUUUUAAUACACCGUUUGUCAUGAAUUAUAUGAUUAGUCUGUAAUGGUUUCUAUAUAGUUUCAAAACUGACCUGACACCAAUAAAUAAUUUGUAACCAAUAAAUAUCUGCGCAACAACUGCACCAGUCCUCUACACCUCCUUGAUGGGUAAUAUUCGUGCAUUAAAAAAGAUUUUUAAGGAAGGUUUGAUGAGCAUUUUAAUUAUUUUAUAAUAUUUCUUUUAAUUAAAAAAAUACCCCUUUGACGUUACGUUGAAAACUGUUUACAUGGUUAGAAGAUCUUACUUUUGUACAUACUGUAUUUUAUUUAAGAGUUUAUACUAUAUGAGAAUAUAUUUUUGUUACUCCUAUUUAUACAUUGUUUGUAAGAUUAUGUUAAUGUUUAUUAAUAAAUUGUAACCCCAGUAGGCUAAGGAACUCAAUAUGAUUUAUGUAUGGGAAAAAUCAUAAAUAUUUUAAUAGAACUGCUGCCUACUCACUAGAAACUCUUUUUAUAGCUUAAUGGACAUAUCACGUUUCUUUUAACUAGAUAGAUAGGUAAAAAAAUCAAUAUCGAGAACAAGAUAGUGGAUGAUUCUGACAUGAUAAUAACCUUCUACUGCAGUGUUACUGUAUACUCAACCAAGGAGAAUUAGCUCACUUAAAUACACCUAUACUGAAUUUGCUAAUUAUUCAAAACAGUUUGCAUGAGUUAAACUAUACAACAUUUAUUUUCAAAAUAAUUUUUAAAACUAAUACAGUAAAAUAAAAUAUCAGAUAGUUAAAAGAAAGUUUCUGGUUCACCUAUAUUAAUCAAAUACUUAUUUAUUUAAAAAUUUAGUGGCUACUCUCUCCUUUUUGUAGAAUGAUAUUGAUUUCCUAUGCAUUUGAAAUAAUCUCAUGCACAAAGAUCCUAAAAACAUUUUAUACUAUUAUUAUAUCCAUAAUUUUAAGAUGUAUAACGUAAUAGUUGCAUGGACAAUGUUAGACACAGUAACUAAUGUAGCAUGUUUUCUUGUGUUGCCAAAAUAUUGCAGCAAGAUAAAAUAAAAUUGAAAUUAUUAAUAAAUUAAUAAUUAACUCUAUAGAAAUGUGAUAUUUUUUGCUAUCUUUUCAAGCAGUGCAAAUUAAGAUUUUUGCAUAAAUAGCAAUCUUGUUUUAAGCACAAUUUAAAACCAAUAACCAUCAAUACUCAUUUAAAAUUACAGUAGAUACAAUAUUUGUAUUCAAGAUACAGUACUAUUUAUAAGUCGUGAAAAAUAGUUUUAAACUCAAGCAAUACAGUUGCUGCAAUAAAUGUAUAAAUGAGGUCCAAAAUUAAUCUAAUACUACAAGAAUAUCAUAACAACUUAUUUGAAAAUAGUAUGACAUAGUGAGUAUUUUCGAUUGUUAGUAAGAAAGAAAUGUUUGCACAACUUAAAACAGAAUGGUCAACAAGUUUUAGAACCAAAAAACAAUAAUUUAUAUUAAUGAAAGAUUUGCAUGAUGACACAUACAGGGCGUCACCCUGUAUAAAAGUAACUUUUUUUAAAAGAUUCUUCUAUUCUGGCUUGUACCCUUCUUAGAUAAUUUUAUUCAGAUAUAAGAAAUAAAAUGUUACAGCACAAUGGUAUUGUUCAUAUUUUUUAUAAAUCAGCAUUCAACAUGACGUGGUUUAUGACUUGGGAAAUGGGACUUUAUGGUUUGGAUUCAAAGAACCAUAUUCUAAACUGUGUUAAAACAGUUGAAAAAGUAAGAUGAUCAAAAUACAAUUAGGAUGUUUAUUAGAUUAGUAACUAUUUAGUCACAUUUUGUUUAUAUUAUUCUGUUGCAGUUUUACAUUACCAUCCCACCUGGUUAGAUGGAGUUAGUUUUUCUUUGAAUAUGUUUUUGGUUAAAAUGUUUUACAAUGAUAAAUCAGCUAGUAAGUCAUAAUGUAUUAAACAUUGCUAUUAUCUUUGAGGGCAAUCAAGUGUUGGUGCUGAAGAAUUAUAAGGUGUUAAUUUAAAGUGUUUGAAAACUUCUUGUUGGCAAUAUGUUAGGCACAUCAAAUGGUUAGAUGAUAAAAGUAAUUUGUUGUGCCAAAUGUUAAAUGUUUGAUAUGAUGUGUUGUAAUUGAGUCCAAUCUUUUGUAUGAUAUUAUAAAUAUCACCUGAUAUAUUAAAGAACUGUUUAUAUUGAAA
Messenger RNA from Macrosteles quadrilineatus (aster leafhopper), 4522 nucleotides. RefSeq names its product sorting nexin-17-like. Gene Ontology annotation, molecular function: phosphatidylinositol binding. Gene Ontology annotation, biological process: intracellular protein transport. Gene Ontology annotation, cellular component: early endosome. The transcript has 10 exons. Lineage: Eukaryota; Metazoa; Arthropoda; Insecta; Hemiptera; Cicadellidae. The coding region runs from base 145 to 1551 and encodes 468 amino acids. The record is from RefSeq and is a predicted model, not a curated record.